UUGGGGUACACUGAGGAAGAUGCAGUGUGUGUGAGGAGGGUUGUGAGGGACUUGAGGUAUGCCAGGAGAGGGUCAAACCUGCUGGAGAAACAGAAGCUCUCGGUUUUGCUGAUGUUGCAAGAUGCAAAGGCAGAAGAGAUCAUGACUUCUGUCAAAGAGCAGGAAGCCAUCCGGAAGCUCAUGGUUUUCUUGCAGGAAUGGGACAGUGCCCACAAAGUUGCUCGAAGCCGCAUCCUUGACAACUUCAUUAAAAGCAAUAACGGCAAGACAGAACCAGAGCUAGAGCUGGAGUUCUCUCAGGGAGCCAGCUUGUUUCUGGCUCGCCUAACGGCAUGGCUCAGGAUGACCUACAUGUACAGCACAUGCCUCAACAAGCUGCUCAAGUCCAUUGGCAUCUUCUUAUCUGCUGCAAGUGGACGCAGAUACCUUAUUGAAUUUCUGGAGAUCGGAGGCGUCUUGAUUCUCCUGGAAAUACUAGGGCUGAACCACCUGAAAGAAGAGGACAAAAGGGAGUCUGUAAAGCUGCUGCAGCUCGUCGCAGACGCUGGCAGGAAGUAUAAGGAGCUCAUUUGUGAAAGCUACGGGGUGCGAUCCCUCGCCGAGUUCUUGGCCGCUUCCAACUCAGCAGAGGCUCUAGAAGACGUGCAGGUCCUGCUGGUGUCUCUGGGCCGCGGCAAUUCCAAGUACCAGAACCAAGUCUACAAAGGCCUCAUUGCCGUGCUGCCGUGUGCCUCCCCGCGAGCCCAGCAGCUGGCUCUGCAGGCGCUUGGGGCCAUGCAGGACAUUGUGGGAAAGGCACCCUCCAUCCUCGUGGAGCCUGUGCUGGAUGUGCUGUGCUCGGUCCACCUGGAGGUCCAGUCCGAAGCCAUCCAGCUACUGAGGGCCCUCAUGGCACACGAGGUCCGGCCAGCCCUGCUGAAAGGCCUGGUUGCAUUCCUGAUGCCACCCAGGAAGAAAAUGUUAACCUUCUACAACACGACUGCCAAAGACCCUGCCACACUUUGCCUGAAGCAGCCCGUGCUGGUGUAUAUUCAACAGGCAGCUGCCGCAAAAGCCAUUGGCAUAUUAGCCAAGGAGUCAGCAGAAGUGGCUGAAGAGCUGCUCCAGCUGAGAGUGGUACAUGGCCUGAUGGUUGCUGUGGGGAACCUGGAUCAUCUGGCCAGCCAGAGACACGCCAGCAUCUCCCUGGAGUAUUUUGUCCACACAUUUCCCUUUGUGGAGGAGUGCGUAAAGAAGGCACUAGGACACACACUGUUCCGGCACUUUAUGGACAGUCCUGAGACCUGGUACACAAAAAUGGAUCCAGUCCAGGCUGAAGAACUGGCCUCCAAUAGAGUAGACAUCCCCAGAGACAUGGCAAGGAUGCCGUCCACAGAAGGUGAGCACUGUCCAGCAGAAGAGAAAUACAGCUUCAAUCCAGAACCAGAUCUGGAAAUCUAUCAAGAUUCACAGUGUUCCUGAAUGCUUUUGACAAGCAUUACCAUACAUCCUUUCAGAGAGUGGAAUGCUUUCCAGGAAGGAAUGAAGCAGCCUUUUGUGAACUAAAUGAAGGCAAGCUACUGAGCUUCAAAUGUGCAAGUGUCAUCUUGUAAGAUAUGACAAAAGUGACAGUCUUUUUACUUGUCACCUCAUCAGAGGGGUGUAGAGGCAUGUAAAGCAGAUACCAGGAGGUACUCACUAUGCUCUCACAGGGGUUCCAGGACCACCACAGAAACCUGAGGCUCAGUCCCUGCAAAUCUACCUUGCCCUGCAGGUACCCAAAGUUAACCAUGGGGCACUCGAAACACACUUUCACCAUCUGCUUAGAGGCAUUUGAGUUCUUCAGGUCCUUCAGAUUUCACCCAAAGUCUCCAAGGUGUCAUACUCUAUUAGUUCAUAUCAAAGUCCAUCAAGAACACAAAGAGUUUUGUGCCAUCUGUAGGGCUGUGUCAGGGACUCAUUCUUAGCACACCACUUACAGAUGGGACCCAAAGUACUACAAAAAGUAAAGAGCAUGGAGGUAACCAUUCAGGACAUCCCUACAAAAACCAGGGCAGUCUGAAGUCUAGCAUGAGAGACUCCUCUGAGGAAAGGAGACAUUAGUCACAGUUUAAUACAAUCUCUGUUAUGUCUCACACAGAGAACACCCAGGUUAGUUUCAUAAUACAGCUCUAAGAUAAUUUGCUCCUAACAACCAACCUCCAAAUUGCCAUUACAGGCAAUGACAGGAGAACUUUUGGUCAGAAUAAAAGCAGCCAAAACACCUUGUGCAACGUGAGUAGAAUCCCCAGGUCAGAAAGGCCAUUACCUGUCAGCAUAUCUCAGUGUGUUUAAGGUAUACUCGCACGAACUCAUGCCUGGAGAAAUCAUUGCUAUCUGCAAACAGAACAGAAGACCUCAGUGAUUCCCACAUCUGACUUUCACUGAUGUUAAUGGCCCUACAGAUCUCACCAGGCAGCUGGGAUGUGUUAGGGCAUGGUGAUAUUGGGUUGACAGUUGGACUUGAUGAUCUUAGAGGUCUUUUCCCACCUCAAAGAUUCUAUGAUUCUAGGGCAAAGGGUCAGAGUUGAGACAUUCAGACAAGUCCAUUUUUCAUUAUAGCUUCUGUGUGACAUGCCAGCGGCCCUGUAUCCAGCUUUCCACUGGCUUUGUGUGCACCCUUUGUGGGAAGCAAAGCCCUUUGAGGGCGCACCAGGCUCUACUGUAGAUUCACUGUGUGAAAGUGACUUCUGCAGUCCUGCUUCUACUGGGGCUGGGCAAAGCUCACCAGUUUUUGAUCUCUGCCACCAUGGGCAAGUGGAGGAAGAGAACUGACUUUUUCAGAGAACCAAAGCUUUCUGACUUUAAAGUCCCCUCACUCUAGAAGAGGAGCGUGUGGCUAUUUGGUCAAAUUGCAGAGCCCAUAAGCAGUGUGUGUGUUUGUGCCACACACAUACUCACCAUACAGGUCCUUGAGUUUGUUCCUAUGAAGGAGUCUCUUAGCACCUGGGUCAGCUUGCUCUCCCGGAAAGGGGUAUGAGAUUUGUUCUGCCCUAAAGCUCGGAUACAUUCCUAAGAAAAGACAAGUCUUGUGAAUGCAAUAUCUGCAUCUCUUCUCAAACAGCUCUGCAAGCUAUCAACCACCAAUUGCUGGUAAACCCAAGAGACUGGAGAACAGUCAUCCCUAUUGCUCUGUAAGUGCUUCACAGCCUUUUAAAUAUACUCCAGGUACUUGACUGUCACAGGACAGCUGGUAUAUCCAUCACAUGCAAAAAAACCAAAAGACAACUUGAAUGAAGCUUGAAACGGCUGUACCAGUGUCUGGCCUGACAAGACCACACUGCUUUCCUGGAAAUAUUCUAAAUGGAUUUUUUGGCUAUUUUUUUCCCUUGCACUGGAAAGAAACAGAACAGAUAACCCCAGAGUUGAACAGAAUCCAUGUGUUGAUUAGCGCUAUUUGCUCCAGACACUAUAGCUCACCUUCAAAGCCAGCAAGCUCUUAUUGAUUUCUGCACCUUCCAUUCGUGUCUGCCGAUCAGCACUAGAUGUGUCUGCACCCCUCUCAUUUCCUGCCAGAUCCACCAAGGAAAAUUUGCCAAGUAGUUUCCCUCUUCGGCGUAGUAUGAUUUGGAAGCAGGCGUGUGACCGUGAAGAGCUAGCAUUUGCAAAAGUCUGCCCAGAUGUCCUACAGCAAAGAUGCAAACAAGCAUUAGAACUAUGUCACAGAAAAUGCAACAGGUGCCGACAGUGACCUGCAGCCAUUCAAUUAAGUUGUUUAACCUCCACGGUUUUAUCCCACACAUUAAUACCUCAAAGUUUGCAGUAAUUAUAGAAUUACCUCUGAUAUAAGAGCACAGAAGUACUACUGUGAGAAACAUGACCCUGCACCCCAGUUGUAGAUUUAAGGCUAUUUAAUCUGCCUGGCUCAACUCAGCCAUCCUACACUGGAAUGCCUUUCUGACUGCUGACACCUUACAUGCAUUUGGAGCUGAAAGAUGUAUCUUCAGCACUGCAUCUCCCUGCCUCAGAGCAAGCCACAUGUCAUUUUCCUAAUGCAUCUGCCAUUACACAGUAAGCUCAGCUAAGCUCCCCAGUGAGCAGCAUUAGCUCUGCUAGCACAUUGCAAUCAUGGUAAAUCCCCUUCUCCAGCCAAGCUGCCUUGGCACUACCUCUGCUGUGCAACUGCACCUGCCCCAUCACCACAAGACAAAGACUGGAGUCCUAUAAGUUACCAUAAACCUCCCUGUGAUCUUCACUAUCACCCCCUGAGAACGCUGGCAGGUUCACUGUCCCACCUGAGUCCCUGUUGCUGGGGGAAAGGGAGGGAGGUUGUCCUAAAGUAAGGCAGGAGUCUGAAAUAUUAAGCAGUUCUUGGCUGAACUGUCUGAAAUGCUAAACAGUUCUUGGCUGAACUGUCAAAGCAGCACACACAGCAGAGUGCUGGAUGCACAUAUCUGCACAUGCAGUGUAAUACAGAAGCCAGGGAGUUCUCAUUUGCCUAGUAAUGUUUCCACAGCAGUUGCAACUAAGACAGAUAAGGCUUGGUAAUGGAGAUUUUAGCUCCUGAUUAAAGACACCAGCACAAUGGUAGAGUUGCCCUGACUGCAGUCUUCCUGCCAGGACGACGAGCCAAGCCUACGGCUGUCCCUUGGCACCUACUCUCAAGGAUUCUUUAGACAAGAUCCCUGAACAAGAUGCAGCAUUUUUGUUGCUAUUGGAAUAGCUCAUCUGGCCUGCAGUUAAGGCAAAGCAUUUUUGCAACUGUAGGCUGAUGCCAGCUGCUCCUCCUUGAUCUUACAAGCCCACAGGGAGCUACUUGUGCUCCUGUAAACUAGCUGAUACUUCUAGAAAGCAGCUAAACUGCUCAGUUUAGCUAUGGCACCAGGACAGCCAUCUCCUCAUGUAAGUAGUUUCUCUCCUCUUGGAGUUACAUGAGAACAUGUGGACCAUGAAUUCUGACCUUCUCUAUGGAAGGCAGGCUAAACCUAUCCCUGCUAGCCCUUUAUUCUGUAACCACCUUCUUGUUUUCAGGCAGAGAUGCUGCUCAGUGCCUGCCUAUUACUGGGAACAACAAGCUCCUGUUUAAGUCUCAAAGCACCAGCUACAGACAUAUAUUUUUUUGUAGACAUGACUCUUCUUAGUGGUUUUAAGGCACCAAACCUGCAGGCACUGCCCAUCUCAAUCAUUCUGAUGACAUCCUCAGCACAGCCAACUUGUCUCUCUUGGAGACCAACAACCUGGACCUGCUGCUUGCCGUCCUCCAGGACUCGAAGCUUUGCCUUCUUAUUCAAGAGGUCGAACACCUAUAUUCAGGGAACAAGUUUGAGGCAAAUCUGAAUGAAGUCUCCUUGUAAAUAUUCUGUGCUGUUUUUAUAGAAAGCUAUAUAGAAACAGCACCUUUAACAUAGCUUUCCAACUCAAUUCCAAACACACCAAGAGCAGACUGUAUAGAACUACAGAAACCAGUAAGUUUCACAUAGCUUCUUAUGAAACAUUCAGCCAAAGAAGUCAGGUUAAGAUUUUUUAAAGAGUCUUACCUUUCCAUUGUAUAUUUCAAAGAAAGUCACAUAGACUUCUAGGUUCUGACUCCUAUACCUGGGCUGGUUUAGGAGGAGGAAGACAUCUUGUGCUAGUGAGGAAAGGCAGAGUUUAGCUAACUAGUUUAAAACAUGUUCUAGUUACUAUUUGAUCUACUUUCAAACAUUGCACAGCCAUAAGGCAGUGUCUAGCACAGCCAAAUGACAGUUGCCCUAAACAAAUGCUAGUGGAACAAUUAGUGCUGGGCUACCAUCUGGAGAACAGUUUCAGCAGCAUCCUCAUCCAGGGACUGAAAUCAGGAGGAUUCAGAAGUUUCUACUGCUAAUAUCACUUGCAGACAGCAAUCCUUACUGAUCCUGGGGGAACACUGGCAUCUGCUAUUGUUUUGGACAGGCCUGAAAAAGUAAGGUAUUUGUGUUUCAAGCACUUCUUGCUGAAAGCCUAGAAAACAUGCAUCCCUGAGCACCUGCAUUGCUGCUGUUUGGAGACAAUAUAACAAAUUAGUUGACCCUUUGGCUGGAUCCAGUACAGCUUCUCACAAUUAGUCUUCAGACUUUGAAAUUAAUCUGAAAAGCAAAGACUUUCCUUCAGGGCCAGUCAUAACUAAUUUUCAGAGACUAGCAAACAGCUGCUCUUGUUUCAACUGCAUUGCUACACAGACUAGUUUCACAAUAUGCUUUUCUAAAGGGAAGGUGGAAGAGGUCAGGGUUCAUGGUGCUUUCUAGGCAUUAUAUCAAUGAGAGGCUUCUAAGCAUCUGUUUUCUGAAAUAAUUUCCAUGUGCCAGUUUUUUUGCAACUAAUGCUUACAGGAAGAAACAUAACACAUACGUUCGUAUGCUUUCUGUAUAACAAGCUUUAUAUCAGAAAUAGCUAGAUUUUGUUGCAUCCUAGUCAGGUGUUUCCAAACAUCAUCCUUAGUCUGAGGCAAAAGCAAAGCAGAAGGAUCAAAAUUAAAUGGUUCAGCCCAGAAAUUAUGUCAUCUCUUUGCCUCAAAAGCAAAUAUCUUCUGUCCAAUUGUGUGGAUCUAGAAACUUACAGGCUGGAUGGAAAAUAUUUUGUGAAACUGAUAAAAAAUAAUCAUACCACCUGCAACAAGCA
Molecule: messenger RNA, 6594 nt
Organism: Grus americana (Whooping crane)
Lineage: Eukaryota; Metazoa; Chordata; Aves; Gruiformes; Gruidae
Gene: ARMH1
Product: armadillo like helical domain containing 1
Exons: 12
Coding region: 112-1461 (449 amino acids)
Source: RefSeq, a predicted model, not a curated record